AUGGACUGGGACCAUCUAGCCGAAGAGAAUGGUCAAAGGCUUUUUGCGGCCUGGCUUCAGCUGUUGUCCAAACAGUCACCUGCCUUGCCGUUGAGACUGGCAAAUCAGCAUCGUCGUGGAAAGGCACAGGCGAUUGCCGUGUCAGGUUUCAGUACUGGUGCUUACAACAUCUGCUGUACGGUUACUUUCGACGAUGGAUUCCGUGCACUUGUUCGGUUUCCCAUCCUAGGCCGGAGCCGGUUUCGCACUGAGAAAACUAGAAAUGAAAUAUCGGUGAUGAGGUAUCUGUCUCAACAGACCAAUAUCCCUGUCCCCAUUGUCCUUGGUGCGGGCCGUUGGGGCUGCGGGCCUUACAUUGUCAUGACCUUCAUCGAGGGGACCUUGUUGUCCCAGCGCGUCGAAAGCUCACUUGGCUUAGAUCCAACCAUUUCAGGCCCUGGCAUUGAGAAUGCUUUUCAUGCAAUGGCCCAGAUCAUGCUUGAACUAUCAAAACCUACGUUCCCAUGUAUUGGGGCUCUUGUUCAAGAGUCGGGAGUGUGGAAGGUGGUGAACAGACCAUUGACUCUCAAUAUGAAUGAGCUUGUGCGUGUAGGAAACAUUCCCCCGGAUAAAUUCGCGGGAGGGAGUUUUGGGAAUGUGCUUGUUUCAGACCCAAACUUCACAGUCGCCGGUAUCAUCGACUGGGAAUAUACAUAUGUGGCACCCGAUGAAUUCACAUACGCUGCCCCGUGGUGGCUUUUAUUUGAGAGCCCUGAGGCCUGGGAGCCGGAUCUGAACGAGUUCCUAUCUCGGUACACUCCUCGCCUACAACUUUUUCUUAAAGUACUUCGGUCUUGCGAAGACCAGCAGAUUCAGCUACAGAAGAUGGAUGAUUCUCAACGACUCUCUGACAAGAUGGCACAGUCUUUCUGGUUUUGCCUUGCUGCAAGAAAAAGUUUUAUGUUUGAUGAUAUCUACUGGACACUUCUUGACCAGAAAUACUUUGGCAGAGGGUCUCUUGAGGAUAGGCUUUUGCUUUUGUCGCAGGAAGAGUUGGAUGGGCUGGAAGAAAUUGUUCCAUUAAAGAUGCAGCAGGCCCGUGAAAACGUUCUGGAAGAACACUUGACGUACGACCAGUUUGUCGAUCUUUAG
Messenger RNA from Aspergillus ochraceoroseus IBT 24754, 1131 nucleotides. RefSeq names its product phosphotransferase family protein. Bases 1 to 1131 code for a protein of 376 amino acids. NCBI's taxonomy places the organism in Eukaryota, Fungi, Ascomycota, Eurotiomycetes, Eurotiales, Aspergillaceae. The transcript has 2 exons. The record is from RefSeq and is a predicted model, not a curated record.